Molecule: messenger RNA, 2793 nt
Organism: Larimichthys crocea (large yellow croaker)
Lineage: Eukaryota; Metazoa; Chordata; Actinopteri; Sciaenidae
Product: SWI/SNF-related matrix-associated actin-dependent regulator of chromatin subfamily E member 1
Exons: 11
Coding region: 467-1750 (427 amino acids)
Biological process (GO): negative regulation of DNA-templated transcription
Cellular component (GO): SWI/SNF complex
Molecular function (GO): nucleosomal DNA binding; nuclear receptor binding
Source: RefSeq, a predicted model, not a curated record
AACAAUGCAGGUCAGGUAUUUUUUACUUCUCUACAACACAGCAGUGAACAGAGCACACUGUGAUUCUGGCACAUCUGCAUGUUAGAUAAAGCUAAUCGUGUGCAGCCGCGCUGUUAUGAUAGCGCGUCUCUUUUAGUCUGAAUGCAAAUGACUAUUGUUGAGAAGAAAGAUGUUUCUGCUGUCAUAUUAUUCAAUUAGAGCUGCGGCAGUGACAGCUGAGGGCGAUGAGCAUCAGCACCGAGGAAAGGAACAGCUGUAAUGAGGGGAGGGUGGGGGUGCAAUUCUGGAAGAUUCUGCAGGAAUCUUACGAGUGGACCCCAUUUCAUUCGUUUAUUGUGGGGACUGUUUCUCCGAGCUAGCUGGUUAGCCUUCCCUGUCAAAGCCACAACGUACACACUGUGGUUGGGACUAAAGGUUUUAGGAGCCAAUGACUGGAAUAGACUGAUACCUACUCCUCACUGCAAAGAUGUCAAAGAGACCAUCCUAUGCCCCUCCCCCUCCCCCUGCCCCUACAACUCAAAUGCCCAACACUACCGGGUUUGUGGGGUACAACCCAUACAGCCACCUUGCCUACAACAACUACAGACUGGGAGGGAGCCAAAGCAGCAACAGUCGGGUAACGAACUCCUCUGGAAUAAAUAUCCCAAAGCCACCCAAGCCGCCUGAUAAGCCACUGAUGCCAUAUAUGAGAUAUAGUCGUAAGGUUUGGGAUCAAGUAAAAGCCUCCAAUCCUGAUCUGAAGCUAUGGGAAAUUGGGAAGAUAAUCGGUGGCAUGUGGAGGGACCUCACUGAUGAGGAGAAACAGGAUUAUUUGAAUGACUACGAAGCAGAGAAGAUUGAGUAUAAUGAGAGCAUGAAGGCCUAUCACAACUCGCCAGCCUACCUGGCCUACGUCAAUGCAAAAAGCCGGGCCGAGGCAGCUCUGGAAGAGGAGAGCCGCCAGAGGCAGUCCAGACUGGACAAGGGCGAGCCUUACAUGAGUAUCCAGCCAGCGGAGGAUCCAGAUGAUUACGAUGACGGGUUUUCUAUUAAGCACUCAGCUGCGUCUCGUUUCCAACGCAACCACCGUCUGAUCAGCGAGAUCCUCAGUGAGAGCGUGGUUCCAGACGUGCGGUCUGUUGUUACCACUGCUCGCAUGCAGGUCCUCAAACGCCAGGUCCAGUCUUUAAUGGUACACCAGAGAAAGUUGGAGGCAGAGUUGCUUCAGAUUGAAGACCGCCACCAGGACAAGAAAAGGAAAUUCAUUGAAGCCACAGAGUCAUUCACGAAUGAGCUCAAGAGGCUGUGCUGCAUGAAGGUGGAGGUGGACAUGGAGAAGAUUUCUGCAGAGAUUGCUGCAGCAGAGGAGGCAGCCCGCAAACGGAUGGCAGAAAGAGAAAAGGAUGCGGGAGACCGAGUUGCAAGAGAGGCCCCCACCUGUGUCUUAGCAGAAGAAGAAAAACACAUUUGUGCAACACAUGGCAACAAGUCCCAGCAUAAUUCUCUCAGUGAAAAUAGCAACAAGGAAGGCGAGGAAGCCGAAUCUAACACCACAGACGCACCAGGGAAGCCGAAGGCCUCAGAGGAGCUCGAGGCUCAUCCAGGAAGUGAGGAGGGGGUUUCAGAGGACAAGGAGAGUGUCCCAGAGGGAGCCAUGGAGGAGGGAACCAGCGACAGUAACACAGGCUCAGAGACCACCUCUGCUCAGACAGAAGAUGCCCCGACUAGUGAGCCAUUAGAGGGGCCCAGCAAAGCAAGAGCUGCCCACUGAGUCCAACACCUAAGUGUCUGUGAACCGGCCUCUGAAUCAUCCUCUGAUAACACACAGUAUAUUGCACAGUACCAUCUCAGUUUGUCACAGCAUAUGAAGAGUGUUCAGAUGGGCUCAGUGUUUAAACAAGCCUGAGGCAAAGAUGACGUUUUAGGUUGAAAAGGCUCACAGACACGCGCUGAAAACAAAUAAAUGAAAAAAGUAAAACACUUGAAGCCGGCAAAGCAAUGCUCAUAACAUCAGUGGCUGCUAGGUGCGCCAUAGAAGCCCAUGUGAAAGCACUAUAUUCUGUCUACAGACCCCAUUGCCAUUUGGAAGAACCCAUAGAGGCCCUCUUCAGCACAUAUUGAUACAUAUCUCUAGCACUAUGUCUGGCAGAUCCCAGAUCGUCGCAAAAUGAAGACUGGCUCUAUGAAAAAAAGCUGUCACAUGAAACAAACAUUGUUCAGUGUUAUAUUUAUCGUUGCCCUCUGUAUUGUAGUGUCGUUGUUUUUAUUGUUAUUUUUGCAUGUUGCAAUUUUUAAAAAUAAGUUGGCAUACUUGUGAAGAGUGGAGCUGGGUGACCAUCUCCUUGGCAGGAGAAUAUUUGUUUACUAUCUGUAUCAGUAUUACAGUGACAGUAUUGUCUCAGGAGUUUGUAGUCAUUAGUAGUAGAUCUUUUUGUUAUUUAUUGUAAGCAUUUUUAUUAUACUUGUGUAUUGGUUGUCCUGGCCUGUGCCUGGCCCAGUCCAUCCAUAAGUAUAUCAUCAGUAUGAUCAUCAAUGCUGUACAAUGCUCAACUACCAGUGUUCUCAAGUUUGCUAGCUGUCAAUCAAAUCAAAAGCAGUACGCUUAGAACAAUUCUGUGUUAUGAUCAAUAUUGCAAUUUUCAGCAGAAGGGUACCGGAACUUUUAAAUGUACCGUAAUUGUGUACACAGUGUAACGAGGUUUGCUUAAACAUGGAUUUUCAUGUCAUAAAACAGCUUGAGGAACAGUCAUGAACAUGCAGUCUUAAAAUGAAUUUCCUUUUGCAUAUUUAUACCAAUAAACUUUUCUACCCUGA